Molecule: messenger RNA, 343 nt
Organism: Cladocopium goreaui
Lineage: Eukaryota; Dinophyceae; Suessiales; Symbiodiniaceae
Source: the annotation of a GenBank genome assembly
AGGAACGAUCCCUCAUGGAAAUGCUGGAGUCGGGGGAGUUGGAUUUGGAGGACUUGGAGGAGGAGGAAGCAGUUGACGAUGAUGACAUGGACGAUGAGGAGCAGGCCGCAUCAUCUUCAGCAUGGGCGAAUGGACAGGGACCGGACGGCAUGGGCUGCACGGCAGUGGUGGCACUGGUACGGGGCGGUGGCAAGCCGGAGGUUCCGGGCCAAAGUUUGGGGCGACCGGUCGCCUUUCAUGGAAUUUCUAGGGCCAUUUCUAGGGCCAAUGGAUUUGCAGAUGGCUCACGAGGCGCUGAAAGUUGGCGUCGAAACUCUAGCAAAACAGGGCCCUGAGAUUUCAU